GACUGGGCUCUUUAUAUGGGCCUGUGAUAUUUAUCCCACCACCCGUACCAUCAUCCUUAUCAAAAUCCCACGUCUCCACCUCAGACAUCAUUGAAGCGUACUGAUUGAGGCUAUGAGUCCAAAACAUGGCCUACCGGCCAUUGUUAGAUCAAAGCGUUGGUUUCCAGCAGCAUGUUCAAGCUUCCUGCUAGCUUGUUUGCUUGCCUUUACACUUCAAAUCCUUUUCUUCUCACCCAUAUCCCCAGCUGGACCGCUUGACUUGCCUCUUUCAUCUUCAGCUUCCUCCCUUCCCGCAAACAACAAAUUGCAGGGAGUUCUCAAACUUGGAGAAGGAUUUCUGAAGGAACCAGAAGACGUUUGUGUGGAUAAAGAGGGUACAAUCUAUGCUGCAACUAGAGAUGGUUGGAUUAAAAGAUUGCAUAGAAACGGGUCUUGGGAGAAUUGGAAGAUGAUGAACAGUAGUACUUUACUUGGAAUCACAAUAACCAAGGAAGGCGAUCUUAUUGUGUGCGAUUCUGAAAAGGGUCUGAUUAGGAUUGGUGAAGAUGGCGUCAAUGUUCUUGCAACACAUGUUAACGGUUCCAAAAUAAGGUUUGCAGAUGAUGUUAUAGAAGCAUCAGAUGGGAAUCUAUAUUUUAGCGUUGCAAGCACCAAAUUUGAACUCCACAAUUGGUAUCUAGAUGUGCUGGAGGGAAAACCUCAUGGGCAACUGCUAAAGUACGAUCCAUCUUCAACCGAGACAUCGUUGCUGCUUGAUGGUUUGUGUUUUGCUAAUGGUGUUGCACUCUCAAGGGACCAAGACUAUCUAGUGGUCUGUGAGACAUGGAAGUUUAGGUGCCUUAAGUAUUGGCUGAAAGGAGAAGACAAGGGAAAAACUGAAAUUUUUAUCGACAACCUUCCGGGUGGUCCUGAUAACAUCAAUCUUGCACCAGAUGGAUCUUUUUGGAUUGCUCUACUUCAGUUAACUUAUGAGGGGCUGGAGUUUGUGCACACUUCCAAGGCAUCCAAGCACUUGGUAGCAACGUUUCCAAAACUGAUUGAAAAGGUAAAUGGCGUUUACAGGAAAGCAACGGUUGUAAAUGUGGCAACAGAUGGCAAGAUAAUCAGGAGAUUUGAUGACCCAAAUGGAAAGGUGAUGUCCUUUGUGACUGCAGCCAUGGAAUUUGAGGAUCAUUUGUAUUUGGGAAGUCUGAACUCCAACUUUGUUGGAAAACUACGGCUAAAAGAUUCGUGCAACUUAAAGCAUUGAACGUACGUAGAUCAAA
Molecule: messenger RNA, 1265 nt
Organism: Juglans microcarpa x Juglans regia
Lineage: Eukaryota; Viridiplantae; Streptophyta; Magnoliopsida; Fagales; Juglandaceae
Product: protein STRICTOSIDINE SYNTHASE-LIKE 4-like
Exons: 6
Coding region: 113-1249 (378 amino acids)
Biological process (GO): biosynthetic process
Molecular function (GO): strictosidine synthase activity
Source: RefSeq, a predicted model, not a curated record